This is a messenger RNA of Racocetra fulgida, 262 nucleotides long. The record is from the annotation of a GenBank genome assembly. Lineage: Eukaryota; Fungi; Glomeromycota; Glomeromycetes; Diversisporales; Gigasporaceae.
AAAAUGAAAGUGCAACUGAUUUUAGAACUAAGCAAUCGCAUAGUACUGCGAUCUGUGCUACCCAAAACAAGUUCGCUAUGAUGAUAUCUCAAGUUGGUUUAACUUCAAGUGAUGAAGCGAAUAUGUCAUCUGUUAACAAAGAUACCCCUGAAUUAUCUCCAACUUUCGCUGAAUAUGAUAUUGAGUUGUUGAAUCCGUCACAAAAUCAUCAAGGGAAAGAAAACUCUGGAUAUGUUGAAAACUAUGAUAAGCUUUCUAAUAA